GUGCGCAUCGCCGUUGACCUGCAUCUGCAGCAAAACCAAAGCACAACCCCCUCACACAAUUGGGCAGCUUAUACUCGAGCUUGAGCCACCAUAGCAUACGUGCUGCGUGGCAUUCCAUUUUUCCUGUCGCCAAAUCCAAGCGUGGACGGAGGCGGGGGUUGCGACGGAGCUUUGUCUACUGCAUCCGCAACGACACUGCGAGAUCGGAUCUAGUGACCAAGUCUCAAGAUGCGGGACGGUGGCCUAGGAGGCAAACUGGUGAAGAGGAUGAAACGAUUCGGUGAUACUUUAAACCCUGAUGACGCGUACCUAAGCUAUCAUGAUAUUCGAUUAACCAGAGGAGACAUGCAAUCUUUAAAAGAUGACUGGCUCACAGAUAAUGUAAUCUCUUUCUGGGAAGAAUAUCUCGAGCGGGAAUUCCUCUCCCAUUCCAAAUCCGCCAAUAUCGUUCUUCUGCGCCCCAGCAUGUCCUUUAUGAUUCUCCAGACUCCAGACCCUCGAACUCUCCGCGAGGCCCUACCGGACUUUUCCCGUACUACGCAUGUUUUCCUGCCGAUCAAUGAUUGUCGUAACGUCACCGAAGCCGAGGGCGGCACACACUGGUCAUUGCUGCUCGUGUCGAUCGUUGACGGCCUCGCUUUCCAUUAUGAUUCCCUGCCGCCUGGAAACUUCUGGGAGGCGCAGGCUGUGACGAUGAAGUUAGGAAACUUGUUGAAUCGGAAUAUCCGAUAUGUCCAUUUGGAAGACUCGCCCGUUCAGGAGAACGGGAGUGACUGUGGGGUGUUCGUCUGCUUGAGCAUGCGGUAUCUCUUGUUGAAGCGAUUAUUGACAGCGAAUACGAACGAGAAGGUCAGUUUGAGUCUAGGCGGAAGAAAGGUGGAUGCGAGAUCCGGCCGGAAAGAAAUCGCGCGGAUCAUUGAGGGGUUCAGGAAGGAGGGGGAGAGGCGAAGAUCGGCGAGUAUGAGUCCAAUGGGUCAUAGGUCGACAAGUCCGCCCAGGAUCGAGUGAUGGGUGUUAUUUCUAUAUGAAUUGAAGGGACGGCGUGGAGCUGUUGGGAGGACUCAUAUUAAUAAGGGACGGAGAGGGACAGUUAAUGUUUUUACAACCCGUCCCUCCUCUCCAUCCCGACUUCACUACAUUGUUAGUUCAUCAUUACGCACCGCUA
Aspergillus brunneoviolaceus CBS 621.78 is the source of this 1165-nucleotide messenger RNA. Its product is annotated as Ulp1 protease family protein. NCBI's taxonomy places the organism in Eukaryota, Fungi, Ascomycota, Eurotiomycetes, Eurotiales, Aspergillaceae. Gene Ontology annotation, biological process: proteolysis. Gene Ontology annotation, molecular function: cysteine-type peptidase activity; deNEDDylase activity. The record is from RefSeq and is a predicted model, not a curated record. The coding region runs from base 229 to 1008 and encodes 259 amino acids. The transcript is spliced from 7 exons.